AUGUCUUCAAUCACUCAAAAUGAUUUAGCCAGCCUUGACGAUGGCUCCAAGAAAGAGAUCAUGAACUUCUUAGAAUCUGAAAACUCCAAACAGAAAGUUCAAAUGUCAAUUCAUCAAUUCACCAAUGUUUGCUUCAAACAAUGCGCUACCAAUGUGAAUAACGGCAAUCUAAGCUCUCAAGAAGAAGGUUGUUUGAAAAACUGCGUCAAUAGGUUUUUGGAUACCAAUAUCCGUAUUGUCAAGGGCCUGCAGAGCAUCCAGUAG
Messenger RNA from Lachancea dasiensis, 264 nucleotides. Lineage: Eukaryota; Fungi; Ascomycota; Saccharomycetes; Saccharomycetales; Saccharomycetaceae. The record is from the annotation of a GenBank genome assembly.